AUGGACUACAGCACCGGUUAUGAAAACACCGACGAGCUUGGUGCCGUUGUCAAGAUAUUUCAUGCCGAUUCUGUGCAUGUAAACUUCGAGCUCAGCAAUGUCGAUCUGUCACUAGCCAACUCCAUCCGACGCGUCAUGCUUGCCGAGAUCCCGACAGUAGCAAUAGACAACUGCGAGAUUAAAGAGAACACGAGUGUCUUGGCCGACGAGUUCAUCGCCCAUCGUCUCGGCCUUGUUCCACUCUCCGCCCGCGGCGCCAGCGAACUCGUCUACGCCCGUGACUGUGACUGCGAGCAGUACUGUGAAAAUUGCUCCGUCAUCAUCACAAUCCACGCAAAAUGUGAAAGCGAGGACCCCAACUACGUCAUGAAGGUUUACGCACGCGACAUGGUCGUCGACGGCAGGCGGGUCAACCAGUCGGUCGGAACCCCCGUCAUCACAGAUCCGGAUGGACUCGGUGUCAUCUUGUUCAAGCUCCGAAGAAAUCAAGAGGUGCAUAUUCGCUGCGUAGCCAAGAAGGGAAUCGCCAAGGAGCAUGCCAAAUGGUGUCCGGCUACGGCCAUCGGCUUUGAGUACGACCCUCACAACAAGCUGAGGCACUUGGAUCUCUGGUAUGAGAGUAACGCCAAGGAGGAGUGGCCGUUGAGCGAGAACGCGAUCCGCGAGCCUCCACCGCAGGAAGGAGAGCCUUUUGACUACGAUGCCGUUCCGAAUCGCUUCUACUUUGACGUUGAGACCUGUGGCAGUCUUGACCCCGACGUCAUAGUACAGGAGGGCCUCAGGGUUCUGCAGGAAAAGCUGGCGAACCUUGUCAUGCUGAUCGAAAAGACGGACGAGUCGAAGGGAAUGGGUGGCGAUGCGGACUACGACAUGGGCGGUGGCGCAGGAGGUGACUGGGGUGGUUACAAUACAGUCUACGGCGGCGCGCACGGGGACCAGACAGCUUACGGAAAUGACCCGUAUGGUGGUGGUUCUACUUCCUAUGGGCACUAG
This is a messenger RNA of Pyricularia grisea, 993 nucleotides long. RefSeq lists its product as uncharacterized. Gene Ontology annotation, cellular component: RNA polymerase II, core complex. Gene Ontology annotation, molecular function: protein dimerization activity; DNA-directed RNA polymerase activity. Bases 1 to 993 code for a protein of 330 amino acids. Gene Ontology annotation, biological process: DNA-templated transcription. The record is from RefSeq and is a predicted model, not a curated record. The transcript has 2 exons. Lineage: Eukaryota; Fungi; Ascomycota; Sordariomycetes; Magnaporthales; Pyriculariaceae.